This is a messenger RNA of Notothenia coriiceps (black rockcod), 851 nucleotides long. RefSeq names its product membrane-associated transporter protein-like. NCBI's taxonomy places the organism in Eukaryota, Metazoa, Chordata, Actinopteri, Perciformes, Nototheniidae. The record is from RefSeq and is a predicted model, not a curated record. Gene Ontology annotation, cellular component: membrane. The annotation marks the transcript as partial. Gene Ontology annotation, molecular function: sucrose:proton symporter activity. The transcript is spliced from 2 exons.
UGCUCUUGAACCUGGAGUAAAUCCUUGUGGACUGGUUGCUCAGCUAUGCAGUAGAAAGAGAGGCGGAUUAGCUCAAACUGAGCGAAGCAUUUGACGUUUCCUCAUCAGCUGGCGGACCCUAUUCUCCAUUUCUUUUCACCUACACUUUCCUUCCUUCCUUCCCCUCUUUCUCAUCUCCUUUUCACCUCUUUCUCCCCCUUUUCUUCCAGCCAUGACCCUGUUAUCAGAGGACCAGUCUGUGAGUUCUCAGCCCUGCAGAAUCCCAGAGGCCGGUAAACACAUCACUUCUUCCCUGUACCCACAGACAGACUUCACCAAAGAAACCUUCAUGGAAAGUGGGGAAAGUGGUGUCUUUGGAGCCGUGGAGCCACACAGGCACUCCAGAGGACGCCUAAUUCUCCACGCCACGGUAAUGUUUGGACGGGAGUUCUGUUACGCCGUGGAGGCCGCCUUCGUCACGCCGGUGCUUCUGAGCGUGGGUCUUCCUCGGAGUUUGUACAGCUUGGUGUGGUUGAUCAGCCCCAUUUUGGGCUUCCUGCUGCAGCCCAUCAUCGGCAGCGCAAGCGACUACUGCCGCUCGUCGUGGGGCCGCCGGAGGCCGUACAUCCUGGCUCUGGGGGUCCUGAUGCUGGUGGGACUCACUCUGUUCCUCAAUGGAGACGCUGUGGUCUCAGAAUUAGUCACGGAACAGUCGUUGAAGAGCACCUGGGCCAUCGUCAUCGUGAUGCUGGGAGUCGUUCUGUUCGACUUCGCCGCAGAUUUCAUCGACGGACCCAUCAAAGCGUACCUGUUCGAUGUGUGCUCUCAUUCAGACAAAGAGAGAGGGCUUCACUACCACGCUCUACUCACAG